Molecule: messenger RNA, 456 nt
Organism: Phytophthora nicotianae INRA-310
Lineage: Eukaryota; Oomycota; Peronosporomycetes; Peronosporales; Peronosporaceae
Exons: 1
Coding region: 1-456 (151 amino acids)
Source: RefSeq, a predicted model, not a curated record
AUGACCUUCGCUGAGUUUGCUCUCCCGCGGCCGUACGACUUCUUCCAGGCCAUGGGUGUCUCACACGAUGACCGUUGCGCCUUCCGUGCCCUGGAUCACACCGCAGACGCCCUUGGGAUCCCCGACUGGUACUCGGAAGCCGCUGUUGGCGAGUUGUACCGUGUGCGCGCUGAAUCUGAAAAUCAUAUCACGUCUGCUGGGGUCGUGCGGUCCACACUGUGGACCUUUAUUCGGAAGUUCAAUCGCUCUGCCCGUACUGGUGGUCGCGCAGAGAUCUGCGGAGACACGAUUGGUGUGAACCAAGUCCAGUACCGCCUCGACGGCGUUCAGGCUAGCAUGGUCUGGAUUAUCAUUUGCUGGCACCUUUUGCAGCACCAUCCACUGAGAAAGGAUGAUUUUUUUAAGGUUAUGAAGCAUGUACUCCUGCCUAUUGCUAGAGAUUUUUAUGCCGACUAA